Messenger RNA from Soboliphyme baturini, 621 nucleotides. The record is from the annotation of a GenBank genome assembly. Lineage: Eukaryota; Metazoa; Nematoda; Enoplea; Dioctophymatida; Soboliphymatidae.
AUGAGUUUUUCUCCUAUCUUUAUCUACUACGUUUUUUGCGACACCCGGUAUAGUAGCGAUAAUGCGAAAAGGCGUUCAUUUAAAAAAAUACUGCAAAACCGGGCUAAUGAACUGAACAAGGCGUAUUCGAGGAAGGACUUGGAAAGGCUUAACCGCGAGGAGGCAUUAAAUACGGCAAUUGGACAAGAAAACAAAGGAUAUUCUUUACUGACGAAGAUGGGUUACAAACCUGGAAUGAAGCUUGGAAAGCCUAACAGCCUAUCGGAGUCAAGUGGCCUUGCGGAACCAAUUAAACCAGUGAUAAAACCAGACAAAGGGGGCUUGGGGCGCAGUGAUGACAAUGAACGUAAAAGACGGUUAUUGGAUCAUUUAAGAAAGGAGCUGUCGACAAAGAGGCAACAGCUGAACGAAGACUUCCUUAUCAGCCGCGACGAAUUUAGAGAAGUGGAGCAUUUUUUGAUGUUGUGGUCGUUGAAAUAUAUCACUGACGGGUAUGGGACAGUAUCAGCGCCAUGGACCACUAUAGCUGGCUCCUGUACCAUUUUCAUGCAUCACGUAAUAAGAGGUGAGGUAUCAGAAAUUGAAAUGUUAUUGUUUCAAAUCAUAGCAAAUUUGACUUGA